AUGGCCUCCGCGACGGGGGGUUCCUCCUCGGAGAUGGCGGUGGACCACCCGACGGGGCCGGGCGCCGCCGUGGAGAAGCCGCGGUUCGAUGCUCUGAUGCCGAGUGAGAUGAGCGGCGGGAGGCCCCAGUUCCGAAAAGUGCCCGUGCCGCAGCACCGGUUCGCGCCGCUCAAGCGAUGCUGGAUGGAAAUCUACACACCCGUAUACGAGCACAUGAAGAUCGACAUACGCAUGAACCUCAAGGCAAGGAGGGUGGAGCUAAAGACAAGGCAAGACACACCAGAUGUCAGCAACCUUCAGAAAUGUGCGGACUUUGCGCAUGCUUUUAUGCUUGGGUUCGACAUUGCUGAUGCCGUUGCCUUGCUGCGUCUUGAUGACCUGUAUGUGGAUUCCUUUGAGAUCAAGGAUGUGAAGACCCUGCGAGGGGAGCAUCUGUCACGUGCUAUCGGCCGCUUAUCAGGGAAAGGAGGCAAGACCAAGUACGCCAUUGAGAACUCUACCAGGACCCGCAUCGUUAUCGCUGAUACAAAGAUCCAUAUACUUGGAUCCUUCGUUAACAUCAAGGUCGCACGAGAUUCGCUUUGCAGUCUCAUCUUGGGUUCUCCUGCUGGCAAAGUGUAUUCUAAGCUAAGGGCUGUAUCAGCUAGGUUGGCGGAAAGGUAUUAA
This is a messenger RNA of Miscanthus lutarioriparius, 666 nucleotides long. The record is from the annotation of a GenBank genome assembly. NCBI's taxonomy places the organism in Eukaryota, Viridiplantae, Streptophyta, Magnoliopsida, Poales, Poaceae.